AAGAAAAAUUAUUGGUUAGUGAUAUGGUGAAACAUGUUCAGUCUAGUAUUAGAUUGCAACAUGAAUGGGCGUCAUGAGUGCCAUAUCAGAGGUUUGUCUAAAGAGGAUUUAUUGGCAGUUAUACGAACAAGCAAAUUCAAUGAGAUAGCGGAUGUAAUUGAGACAUUCAAUAUUUGUGGUAGUGAUUUACUCGAUAUGAAAGAGUAUGAUGCUUUGCGCAAAGUUGGACACGCAAAUCGCAAACUGUUUGUAGAACUUUUGAAUUGUGUCCAACAAACUCCCCAAAUUUUGUUUCCUCUUAAACCAACAUUGAAACCAAGAGUAUCUUUUAUUUCGAGACAAGUUUCAUCGCCGAAAGAGACUAGUAAAGUAAUUACCAAUGAAUUGAAUGGAAUGUUUGCACAAUUAAACACUUCUGACGUGUUUAAAUCUGGCAAAAAUGUUAAAGAAGAUCCAUCCUUUAUGACGAAACAAAUUUUAUCGCCUACAGAAACUUCUAAAGGAAUGACCAACCCAUUGAAUGGAAUGUCGGCACAAUUAAGUAGCCCUGAAGUACUUAAACCUGUUACAAAGAUUGAAGAAGAACAAAGAACACCUGAACAUAAUGCCAAACCUAUAAAAAUUACAGAAACUGAGAUUAAAGAUGUUAGAUUACUACCAGAAGUUGAUUUAGAUCAAAUAAAAAAUUCCGUAAUGAAGAUGUUGCCCAAUAUACUCAGUAGAAAUAAAAGUUUUAAAAAGCCGCCACCACCUACUUCUCCAAAACCAACGAAGCAAAGAAAUAAUAAUAAACUUCAAGAAACUACUGCAGCAGUUGUUGAAACAGUAGAUUCAAAGAAAGAACCAACAGGAACACAUCAAAAUACUAAUGGUUUUAAAUUUGCUUUCUCUCAAAAGGAAUUGAUUGAAUUAGAUUCUAAUCCAAAAACACUUUCGUUCGAUGAUCAUAAUUCGGAUCAAUUUUACAAAAUACCAAAGUCGUUUUCACCAAGAAUUGAGCGAAAAUUAGUCAACAAUAACAUCUCGGAAAAAGACGACGAUAAUAUUCCCAAAACACUUUGGUUCGAUGGAGAUAAUUCGGAUCAAUUUUACAAAAUACCAAAAUCUUUUCCACCAAAAAUGGAACGAGAAUUAAUCAACAAUAAUAUCCUGGCGAAAAAUGACGAUAUUGUUCCAGAAACACUUUCGUCCGAUGAUCAUAAUUCGGAGCUAUUUUACAAAAUACCAAAGUCUUUUCCGGCGAAAAUGGAACGAGAAUCAAACAUGAAUAAUAUCCCGGGAAAAAGCGACGAUAACGUUUCAAGAACACUUUCGUCUGAGGAAGAUAAUUCGGGACAAUUUUACAAAAUACCAAAAUCAUUUCCACCAAAAAUGGUACAAGAAUUAAUUAACAAUAAUAUUAGGCGGAAAAACGAUGAUAUCGUUGCACUUUCGUCCGAUGAUCACGAUUCGGAGCAAUUUUACAAAAUACCAAAGUCGUUUCCACCAAAAGUCGAACAAGAAGCAAUCUACAAUGAUAUCCCGGAUAUAAACGCCAACAAAGUUAACGAGAAUAUAUACGAGAAUACUCGUCUACCACGUUCAGACGAUGAACCUCCAGAAUUACCGGAGCGUCCAGCCAAUCUGAUAUUUACAGCUAAAAAAAAACAAAUCAAACAAAGACAGCAAUCACCGGAUGACGAAUCAAACAAUCACGAUCACUUAGACAACGAACACUACAGGAGACUUCCAAAACUUUCCAGUCAGCCGCAUAUGCCACUACCUCCUUCACCAGCCGAGUCUCUGCUAGUGCCUCGAGACCCACUUAGAAGUAACCAAUUUUUCAGAGAUUGCACUCGUUCGGAAGCCGUGCAACUACUAGAAACGAAAAGAGUAGGCACGUUUCUCUUGCGACCCAGCUCAAGACCACAGUUUUGGGGUGUACUGGUGCUUAACGGAGAGUUAGGCGUGCAAAAUAUUCCACUUUGCUAUAAUAAUUACACAAACGAGUAUUAUUUUGCUUCAAAAUCCGGGGAUCUACAAGCUACACGUUUUAAUAGUUUUGAUUCAUUGCUUAAUUAUUAUAAAGAUCAUGCUAUUAAUGGCGAAUUGUUGCUAGGGUCAGAGGUCAAUAUAUUAAGUUAAUACAAUAAAACUGGCGAUAAAAAGUCAUUUACACCAGGUGAACGAAAUUCCAUGAAAAUUUACUAUUUGCUUAUCUCACUUUGCUCAUAUUUGUACUGAUAUAACUAUGCAUCAUGUGAAACACAACAUGGGCGUGUAUCAGACAUACGUGCAGUUUAAACAAAAUGGCAAUCAGGUACUCGUAUAAAUCGCAGCUUUCUGCAAUGACAUCGGCAGAUUUAGUCAAUCAAAUCAAAGGAACAGAGUUUUCUGAUGUUUGUGAUGUUAUAGAAUUGUUCGAACUCUCCGGUAGCGAUAUAAAGCUGUUAUCUGAAUUAGACUUACAACUGAAAAUUGGACCGCAAUUAGACAAUUUAAAACUUCAGAAGUUCCGGGCGUUUGUUCACGUCGUGAAAACACAGCCACAUAAAUUAAUGUAUUAUAAAGAAUUAAGUACAUGUGCUAACAAAAUGGCUGAAUAUUCUUCUGAUGUACAAUUUAAAGUGCCACCAUCACCUGAUUAUGAAGUACCACCGCAGAUUAGUUAUACUAACCCAUCUUCGGCCAGAACACCUUCAGUUUAUUGUCAACUGCCGAAAGUUGACACCAACGCUCCAUUUUUACCAGAAGAAGUUUGUUAUUUGGAACCAAUUAAGGCGAAAAUACUUGGUAGCACUAUUAUUGAAUCGCAUCGGUUCUAUAGAUGUGUGGAUCGGAAGCAAGGAAAAGAAUUGUUGAAUAACACACCAACUGGAACUUAUCUUCUGAGACCUAGUGGGGAGUCGAGUUUUUUGGCUGUCCUGAUGAUACACGGUAAAUUUAAGACGCAGAACAUUCCGAUUUGGUUUAAUAAGAGUACUGAGCAGUUUUACCUGAAUACAUCGGAAGAUUAUGGCUCGUUGAAGACGUUUCGCACUGUGGAUGAGUUGUUACAGUAUUAUACAGUUAAUGAUAUUAAUGAUGAUAAAUUGUUGAGGAAUAAUGAAGAUAGUUUACCUCCUGUACAAGUUAAAUAAAUGUUGUAAUAUAAGGAAAAAUUGCGAUGGAA
This is a messenger RNA of Dalotia coriaria, 3151 nucleotides long. RefSeq lists its product as uncharacterized. The coding region runs from base 34 to 2124 and encodes 696 amino acids. The record is from RefSeq and is a predicted model, not a curated record. NCBI's taxonomy places the organism in Eukaryota, Metazoa, Arthropoda, Insecta, Coleoptera, Staphylinidae. The transcript is spliced from 4 exons.